UGGGCUGAGGAGCAGGAAAUCCAGGCUGCAUCCCUGGCCCUGUCACAGCCUGCCUCUGUAGCAGGGAGCAAGCCUUGGUCCUCAGGGUAAUAGUCCAUGAUGUGAAUGAGCUGACAGAAAAGCUGUUUCCCAUCGUUGAGGCCAUGCAGAAACACUUCAGCGCUGGAUCGGGGACCUACUACAGCGACUCCAUCUUCUUCCUGUCAGUUGCAAUGCAUCGCAUCAUGCCCAAAGAAAUAACACAGAUCAUCCAGGUAGACUUGGACCUGAAGUACAAGACCAACAUCCAAGACCUGUUUGAUGAGUUUGACAACUUCCCGGAGGGAGCAGUCAUUGGGAUUGCCAGGGAAAUGCAGCCAGUGUACAGGCACACUUUCUGGCAGUAUCGCCAUGAGAACCCCCAAACCAAAGUUGGGGAGCCCCCUCCUGAUGGGCUACCAGGCUUCAACAGUGGUGUCCUGCUCCUGAACCUGGAAGCCAUGAGGCAAUCCAAGCUCUACAACCAGCUGCUGGAGCCCACCAUGGUGCAGAAGCUGACAGAAAAGUACCACUUCAAGGGCCACCUUGGGGACCAGGAUUUCUUCACUAUGGUGGGGAUGGAGCAUCCAGAGCUUUUCCAUGUGCUUGACUGCACGUGGAACCGGCAGCUUUGCACAUGGUGGAGGGACCAUGGAUACAGCGAUGUGUUUGACCAGUACUUCCAGUGUGAGGGGGAGGUCAGAAUUUACCAUGGGAACUGCAACUCCCAAAUCCCUGAAGACUAAGGCGCUCACUGCCCCCAGGGGCAGCUCUGACUGCAGCAAGACCUCCAAAAUAGUGGCUGCACUAACAGUCCUUCAGGAAGGGUGACCAGCUCUGAUCCAGCAUAAUCCAGAUCCAAGAGCAUUCAGUAUCCCAUGCCUGUAGCUUCACCCUCCAAGAGGAAGGGCAGUUCAGUUGUUGGAUCAGGACAUCCACAGCCACCAUAUCUAGGGCUCUGCUUGGCAAAGUCCAUGGUGCCCAUCUGUGCCUCAGCUGCUGGGGCAUGUGGACAGCUGAGGGGCCAUCAGAGACCACUGCUUUUGCACUAGGCGGGGUCCAGCUCCCUGGGUGCAGCUUUGCCUUGUCUGAUGGUCUGCAGGAGUCCCCAGCAGGCAGUUGGGUUUCAUUUGUCAUUCUUGGGUGGCCCAUUUCUGCACCUCAUGCAGAGAAUUGGUCUGGUCCCUCUGGAGAGCAGACACUGUCCUCAGGUCAUCUUCCUUUUGAAGCAUUCCAGGAAGGCAAGAGGGCUUUAAAGACUGAAAAGCUGCUUUAAAUUUGGUUACUUACAAACAAAAAUUGAAUUCUAGAUAAGCUUUAAAGCCUUCCGUCAGUUCUUCUUAGCAAUAAAAGCUUUACUGCCCUAUGUUGUUCUAGAAGUGUUCAGUGAGUGUGUAGCAAUAGAUUCAUUUUUCUAGCUUUGCCUUUAACCUUUCAUACGAGAAUAAAGCAUCAGAUGUCAGACA
This is a messenger RNA of Cyanistes caeruleus (blue tit), 1484 nucleotides long. The record is from RefSeq and is a predicted model, not a curated record. NCBI's taxonomy places the organism in Eukaryota, Metazoa, Chordata, Aves, Passeriformes, Paridae.